Molecule: messenger RNA, 5427 nt
Organism: Alosa sapidissima (American shad)
Lineage: Eukaryota; Metazoa; Chordata; Actinopteri; Clupeiformes; Clupeidae
Product: flavin-containing monooxygenase 5-like
Exons: 10
Coding region: 287-2098 (603 amino acids)
Molecular function (GO): flavin adenine dinucleotide binding; NADP binding; N,N-dimethylaniline monooxygenase activity
Source: RefSeq, a predicted model, not a curated record
UAAGGAUAAUGAUAAACAGCUUUGGAGAUAUUACCUAAUAUCAUGAUGUCCUAACAUAUCAUUUUUGCCCAAUAUCCAUUGCAUUGUGAUACAAAAGAAGGCCCUCUUUUUUCCGGCAAGUCAAAGAUUGGCAUUAUAGACACCUGGAAUUCUUGAUGAUACCAAAUAUGCUUUCGCUCUAUUUACUGCCACCUUCAACCCAAAUUUGCUUAGAUCAAGCAACUCAAAGUCCAUGUAAGAACCACUCCGCCCACAAUGAUAUAGCUCACUAUAGUCGCUGAAUCGAAUGCAUUUGACUUGCCUCCGAACUUUGAAAACCCCCCGAUCUUGCUUGCUAGGCAGCCUCCCUUGUAACUUACACAAGAGGCGAAUCUCACUCUCAAAACACUCGUCCGAGACUUCUUGCUCAACCAUAAGAUCAUCCACUAUGGCCAAACGUGUAGCAGUGAUCGGAGCUGGAGCCUCUGGCUUGACAUGCAUAAAGAGCUGCUUGGAUGAGGGAUUGGAGCCAGUGUGCUUUGAAAGCAGUGAUGACAUUGGGGGAUUGUGGAGGUUUAAGGAGAACCCAGAGCCAGACCGAGCCAGUAUCUACCACUCUGUCAUCAUCAACACCUCCAAGGAGAUGAUGACCUACAGUGACUUCCCAAUCCCAGCUCACUUCCCAAAUUACAUGCACAACUCUCUCAUCAUGGACUACUUCAACAUGUACACAGACCACUUCCAGCUCCGGCAAUACAUCCAAUUCCAGACACGGGUGCUGCAAGUCAAGCAGAGGCCUGAUUUCUCCCGCUCCGGCCAAUGGGAGGUAGAAACAGAGACGAGGGAUGGGAAGAGAGAAAGCCACAUCUUUGAUGCAAUUAUGGUUUGCGUCGGACAUCACUGUCACCCUCGCAUGCCACUGUCUGAUUUCCCAGGCAUUGACACGUUUAAGGGGAAGUACUUCCACAGCCGGGACUACAAGGCACCAGAGGAGUGGCGCGGGAAAAGGGUGGUAGUGGUUGGCAUCGGGAAUUCUGGAGGGGACAUCACCGUGGAGCUCAGCAGAAUGACCAAGCAGUUGUUCCUGAGUACUCGUCGUGGUGCCUGGGUUAUGAAUCGAGUGGCUGACAACGGCCUUCCUGUGGACCUGGUCUUAAACAGAGUGUCAUUGCUGAUCCAGAAGAUACUGCCACGUGACUUCAUCUGUGGUAUUGUGGAAAAUCGGCUCAACUAUCGGUUUGACCAUGCUAUGUAUGGGCUGCAGCCCAAACACAGGUUCUUCAAUCAGCACCCCACUGUCAAUGACGACCUACCCAACCGCAUCCUCUCUGGCACGGUGCAGGUGAAGCCCAACAUAAAGGAGUUCCGAAGCUCUAGCGUGGUGUUCGAGGAUGGCUCCGUGGAGCACGACAUCGACCUGGUGGUGUUUGCCACCGGCUACAGUUUCUCAUUCCCCUUCCUUCCCGCUCAUGUGCUCUCUGUCUCUGAGAACCAGACCACCCUGUACAAGCACAUCUACCCACCAGGAUUAGAGCACCCAACUCUGGCCGUAAUUGGAUUGAUUCAGCCUCUCGGUGCCAUCAUGCCCAUCUCAGAGAUGCAGGCUCGAUGGGCCACAAGGGUCUUUAAAGGGUUGAAUAAGCUUCCUUCGAUGAGUGUCAUGAUGAAGGAUAUCAAGUGCAAAGAAGAGGCAAUGGCCAACAGGUACGUAACGUCCAGUAGGCACACCAUCCAGGUGGACUACGUCCCCUACAUGGACGAGCUGGCUGAACAGGUGGGAGUGCAGCCCAGGUUCCUGUCUUUGCUCCUACGAGACCCUGGCUUGUGGCUUAGAACUGUGUUUGGACCCUGCACACCAUAUCAGUACCGGCUGUUUGGACCAGGUCAAUGGGAGGGGGCCCGCCAGGCAAUCUACACUCAGUGGGAGCGAGUGGCUCAGCCCAUGAAGACGCGACCCAUUCCUGCCAGGGAGACCAAGCGUACCUUUAGCACCCACCUGUUCUUUCUGUCAGCUGCCACAUUGGUGGUGGCGGUAAUCUAUAAGAGAGACAACUACCAGGAGUAUCUUCAGUAUCCCAUGAUGAUACUGGACAAGCUGAAGACAUAUCUACCUGCUUAGUAAGAUGUCAGUGUUGGAUGUAUCAUGCAGUAUGACUAAUUGAUUGGUCUGUGAUGUUUUUCUUGCAUUUGUCUUAAUGCUUGUGAUAAGUGUAAGUGUACUUAAGUCUUUUUUUAUGUCUGGAUUAUACUAAUAAGAUGCAUAAAGCUUAUAAAAGGUCCAAACAUAUUUCAGAAUAUAUCGUUUUAUAAUGUGGUAAAUUAUUGUUUUAAUUGGUUAUGUUAUUCUGUUAUUAAGGAAAAUAUUUUCCUAUGCCAGUGGUUCUCAAAGUGUGUGGUGGGCCCCACUAGUGGAGAAUAGAGACAUGACAGAUGGGGCACGAUGAGCAUGAGGAUUUUUUUGUCUUUAAUAAUGCCUUUCUUUUUAACAAGGAAGAUCAUAGAUUCAAAACAAACAUAUCUAUCAUAUCUACAUAUCUAUCUAUAAAUUGCAGGAACGUCUGUCUGUCUGUGUGUGUUUGUGUGUGUGUGUUAACCUCAUAUCUGUCGAACCGUUCAUCCGAUUGAUUUCAAACUUGACAGGUGUCUUCCUACGGGCACGAGUAAGUGCAGUGCCAAGUUUGACGUUGUUUGGAUAAGAAAUUCAAAAGAUAUUGUUAAAUAUAUCAUUACAAGAAGCACAAAUUGGCUUUCUCCGCACUACUGUAGCCACUCCCCCUCUCACACAACAAUUCCGACUGCAAGGUCCCAAAUUGAAACGAGAGAUAGUCUGAUGGUCCCGAAUUUAAGGACGUUUUAGAAUGCCAUACAGCUACAGACAACUAGUGGCAGACAGAGGGACAUGUCACUUAUGCUACCAAAGACUGUUUUUGAGUCACAUUGUUGCAAAUCUCAUGAUGCAUCUUUCUACAAAAUGUUGUCUUCUAUAUCAUUAAGUUAUUCAAGAGGCUUAACAAUAAGCAUAUAGCCUUAACAUAAAAAAACUGUUCGGCUUAUGUCAUUUUGAUCUGUAAAAAAUGUCACAUGCAGCCAUGCCUAAAUUCUGCUCAUUGCAAUGUAUUAUAGGCUAAAUUUAUUAUAAUAUAAUAUUCAGUAUUCAUUGUUGAAUGCUUAGCUGAAAUUAUGUUUUCCCUAUCAUCCUAUUUUUACAGCAGGCACCUGCGGGCAUGUAAUGUAAUUAAUUAGGCUACUAUACAGGUUUUCUAGAGGAGUAGCAUGUUUGAAUGGGCACCGUACUAGUGAAUUAAAACAACAUCAGAUCCAGCGGACCAAAACAGGACAUGUAAUGUGGAAAUGCGAUAAUAUUUUAACAUUCCCAUUUUGCCAGGGUGAUUGGGUCAGGUGGGGCUUAAAUAUUCCUCACAUACAAAGUGGGGAUUGACAGAAAAAGUUUGAGAACUGGUCCAUGACAUCCACGAGUGCUUCUGCUAUUUAGCUAGCUGGUUAGUUCUGGUAAAAUGGACACCUUUUUGAAAGUAGAGCCGAAGGGAAAGAUAGUUUUUCAAUUUUUGGACAAGUACAUUGAGGCAAAUGGACUUGACUGAUCUUUUUGUGUGGGAGUAUGUUCAGACAGGGCUUCGGCUAUGACUUGGAAUUUUUCAAUUUCAAUUUAAUAUCACUUAUAGAGUGCCAAAACAUUGCACAUGUCUCAUGGCGCUUUACAGAGUGUUAAACAAUCAGAGAAGGCCCAUGAGUAACAGGGGCGAGAAAAAACUCCAGAUACAUGUAGGAAGAAACCUCCAGCAGAUCCACGACUCAAUAGCCUGACCCAUCUGCCUAGGGUCAGUACAAAACACUAAGGUCUUUUUACAUGAUAAAUGAAUAAGUUAGUUAGGUGUAGAGAAAAGAACAUGGUGUUUAAAGAAUGCCUUACAUAUGCAAUGACAUCAGAUACAAUUGAGGAUAAAAACACAAUAAAGUCCAGGACUUAUUUACAUUGUGGUCCUAAACGCAUAACACCAGGACAAGACACUCACAGAGUGUGUGAUAAUCAAUGACAUAACAUAAACACAUUUUUCUUAAAUAAAUAAAAAUGCUACCCUCGCUAGUAACCAGGCCUUGAUUCUCUUUUUAAAAGAGUUGGAAAUGCUGGAAAUGACUUUAAUUUGCCUGUCUAACUUGUUCCACUGAACUGCACCUAUAUAGGCAAAGGUUCCUUUCCCUAACAAUGUCUUAAAUUUAUAAGGACACAGAUCUGAUAUUCUGCCACCAGUGCAAAAAAUUGGGACACUACCAACCAAUAUUUUAUGGAUCAAGGUCAGCCUUGACAUAACAACACGAGACUCAACAGGGAGCCAGUUGAGCUCAGCAAAUUGUGAUCAGACCUACGGCCCAAAUUCAGAAUGACCCUUAUUCGUUUAUUCUGUGCUGUUUGCAGCCUCCCUUUUAGUCGGUUUGUUAGGCCUUCAAACCAGGAAGUACAUGCAAAUUCAAAAUAAUUUCAAAUUAAGGAGUUAGCUAAAAUGAUCAUUGUUAACCUAUCUAAAAACAGACAUUAUUCAGAAUGACCCUAAAUUUAGAGCAUCUACUUAGUCUGUAUUUUGAGCUGAACAAGAUGGCCUCUGUCUUACAAAGAUGUAAGAACAGCAUAUUGUCAGUCAGCCAGUUGUUUACAGAGGAUAGCUCAGAACUCAGGGUGCUCUCUAGAGUAGAUUGGUGUUUAUGCGACAUUAAAAGUGGCAAGUCAUCAGCAUACAGAAAUAAUUCACAUGAACAGGAGUCUGCCAUAUUAUUAAUGUAUGUAAAAAAUAAGGACGGUCCGAGAAUGCUUCCUUGCCUGCAUAAUAUAUUGGGUAUAGGUAAAUCGGGUGUAUGGCUAAUACCUUUUGGGUUGUGCCGUUUCGGGAAAACUGAUUCACCCACCUAAACGAUAUAUUUUCAGAAAGCAUAUACCCUCAAGAUGAGAUCUAACAUGGGUUUGGACAUGUCCCACCCUCCUCUUUACUUUGCAGCCCAUGCAUAACACAGUGGGUAUUAAUAAAUCAAGUGAUAUAUGUUGGGCUGUACCUUGAAGGGAAAACUUAUUAAGCCACCUAAACUAUAUGAUGUAAACUAACAUGGGCUUUGACAUUUCCCACCUUCCUCAUGAUUUUGCUGCCCAUGCAUCAUUGGGUAUAGGUCAAUCAGGUGUAUGGCUACCUGUAGUAGUGCUCAACUAAGCUUCAGCUGUGAGUCCCAGAUGUUCAUGAUGCAUGUUUGUGUUUUAGACACAUACAGUAUAGCUAUCAGAAAAUAACAAUUCAGUUGGCACCAAUCGGCUCAAAAUGGGCCUCUGGCUCAUGGAGUAAUACAAUUGUUUUCAUUUCCCCUGUUUACUCCCCUUGGAGAAAAAGACUACACCUUUUGAGACUGAUAAUGAUCUUGUUAUACAGAAAAUAAAAUUUGCUUUAA